Messenger RNA from Sphaeroforma arctica JP610, 835 nucleotides. RefSeq lists its product as hypothetical. Lineage: Eukaryota; Ichthyosporea; Ichthyophonida. The record is from RefSeq and is a predicted model, not a curated record. The transcript has a single exon. The annotation marks the transcript as partial.
CAGUUAUAUUUGCAGGGAACUAGAAAGAGUAUGCAUUCGAAUGCUAUAUAAUGUGCACGCUUUCACAACCUGUAUUCAAUAUCAACAACAACAGACAGAAUACAAAUUGAAAUAUGGACAACAACUAGCACAAACUGGGCCAGGCUCGCCGGAAGAACAAUGGCCGUCACUCCCAGGUCCGAAGUUAUUGACGACUAUAUCGCAAUUUAUUAAAAUGGUUGAAAUCGCUGGUAUGGCUUGUAGGGAUGAGCAUCAACGACAGUCGAUUGCCGACGACUUUACAAUGAGGAGAGUAUCGCUUUGUAUGUUUAGAGACCUUCUCUCUGGAUCCAAAGGUGGACCUUGGAUUUAUCUAGCACGGACGGGAUACCGACGCUUGAGGAUACAGACCUCAUUAUAUUUUGGCAAAACUACUUGUCGACGGAGUCUAAUGCUAACAAAGAUUCUAGUUGCGCUAAAGUUGCAGUGUGUGAGAUCUAUGCCCUUCAAGAAAAGGCCAAGGCAUUUCGUAUACAGUCGUCUCCAAGACUCGUGUUGAGGCAAUGAUCAACUCAGGCUAUAUCUAUCACACCCAAGUAUCGCUACUAUGGAAGUCAGCAUCGUCGACUAUAACCAGCCCUCUCCAAUUUCUAUUUUGAUUUGAGAGUGAGAUUAAACGGACCUGUUCAUAAGUAAGUUAGGACAGGUGUCGAGUCCAAGUACACCGGUCGCAUUCGCGAACCCGGCGAAACAAGGGCUCGGCUCGGAAAUUUCAAAUUUACUGGACUCUCGUAGCAACGCUAGAAAUUGGAAGGAUUAACCAAUGUCAAUAAAGAGUGUGUGAAUACUAAAGACA